Molecule: messenger RNA, 1197 nt
Organism: Parnassius mnemosyne (clouded apollo)
Lineage: Eukaryota; Metazoa; Arthropoda; Insecta; Lepidoptera; Papilionidae
Source: the annotation of a GenBank genome assembly
AUGAAAUGUCAUGUGCCUGGUCCUAAUGUUAAAGUUUUAGGAAGAACUAUACACGCUUUAGCCAGAUUUGGAGAUGAGUUGUAUUUGGAAUCUCUCGCCGAUUGUAUUCUUCUACGAACUCUUAACGCCUCAGAAUCUGCGUACGCCAUGCUUAAGUUCAAUAGAAAUUUUUUUUCAUAUUUUAAUUAUAACUACUACUCAACUGAAGAUAAUGAAGGAUUAAAAUGCAAAAUAUCUAUGAAAUCUGCUUUAAACUGUUUUAAGUCUCCUGCACAUAUGGACAAACAAGUGGAAAAUUUAGAAAUAAAACUGGAUCCUGAGCAAUGUAAACUGAUUUUCCAAUUCAAAUGUAAACAUGGAAUUGUAAAAACACAUUUUAUAUCCAUCUUAGACAGUAAAGCAAUGGAAGCUGUGUAUACAAAAGAUUUAGUACCUAACAGAAUAACAUCAUCACAGAGGAUUCUGUCAGAGGCUAUUGGCAAUUUUCAAAAUUCAGAUGACCAGGUCACAUUAGAAGCUCUGGCACAAUCAGUAUUACUUCGUAACUAUAUUGAUGCAAAUGUUGACUUAUCUAAAAUUAUACGGACACAAAUUAAUAUUAGAUCAGUAGAGUUUGACAGUUAUAUAAUAGGCUUUGAAACAAUAAUUACAUUUACAAUGAAAGAAUUUAAGGCAUUAUUGGCAUUUGCAGAAGCUCUGAGCUUACCUAUACAAUUACAGUUUGAAUCAACGGGUAAGCCUGUAGUAUUUAUAAUCCACAAUGGUUCAACAAUUGAAGCACAUUUUGUUCUAGCUACUUCUAAACCUGAUAAUGUAACCCAAGGAACCUCAACACAGAAUAGUUCCAGAGUUGAAAAGAGUAAGAGAAAAGAUUCAAAUCUUGAACAGGGAUCUGCAAGUAAAAAACUGCAUUUAGAUAUGGAGGUCUCUAAAUGUCUUGAUGAAGAUUCACACCUUUUUAACUUUGUAGAUAUUCCUUGUGAUAUAGUUGAUAAAAAUAACUGUGAUAAUAUUGUUAAUUCCGAAAAAACAUGUGUAAAUAAUUCUGUGAUGAGUGCUAUGGACUGUGACAAUAUACCAGCUUCUCCCACAUCAAGAACAAUGAUAAAAUCAGUGUUCCAAAGAUGUUUUGAAAGUACUUUUGACCCCAGAAGUAUCCAAAGGGUAGUGUUAGCAGAGAACUCUGAUAGUGAAUAA